Molecule: messenger RNA, 582 nt
Organism: Coprinopsis cinerea okayama7#130
Lineage: Eukaryota; Fungi; Basidiomycota; Agaricomycetes; Agaricales; Psathyrellaceae
Exons: 3
Coding region: 1-582 (193 amino acids)
Source: RefSeq, a predicted model, not a curated record
AUGAAGAAGAAUAUUUGGGGGAUGCCAGGCCAACCGAUGUUUAACUCACACGGUUGGACCAAGCAGAAGAAGCCGAGGGAGAAACUUCCGCCUUCAACAAUGAAAGACUCGAGAGAAGCACAACCCGACCGCUUUAUGACAGCCCUGGCAAGCUCAGAGCAAACGGAUUAUCGUGAAGGAACAAGAGUUGUCGUUGUCGGGGUCAAGAGCCUACUCUUUGAAGAAAAGCACUCUGCGACGCGGAAAAUGACAGAGUUCCAGGAUAAGCUCGGAAUCGGCAAAGGAGUGCUUCUUGCCACAGGGUUCGAGGAAGUCUACCAGGAAACCAACGACAACUGGCUACGAGAGAAAGAGGUGGAAAGAAAGAAGAUGCAACUGAUGUUGAUGGGAACUGGAGAUUUGGUGAACGCGGGGUGGCAUGUUAUGUCUUUCUACCCGGAAACGCGGGAGAAGGUACAUCAAAUUAUCGAGUUUCUCCUAAGCGACAAGGACUACAUGUAUGACCCUAUCUUCCGAUUCCCUCCCGGCUACAAGUUUCUAAGUGGUGAAGACGACGUCACGUUUACAAACUUUAAAAAAUAG